GAGCGUUCCGCUGCAGUCUGAUGACUUGUAGCUGUUGUUGAAUUUUUUUCAGUUCGUUCUUCUCGUUUCCAUUCUCAUAGUGUAUAUAUAUGUUUGUGCUUAAUCAAAAAUAAAAGGCUGAUGACUGAAUAAAGGCUGAAUCACAACGACGGCGACGAUUAUAACAACGUAUAAUAGAAUAAACAUUUGCAAAACACAAUGUUGUGUCGAAAAUAUUGAAAUCGUUUUGAUCGCUUUUUUACGUUCCAUAUUCAAUUUUGAUUGAGCAGCGAUUCCAUUUUAUUUAUUCCACAUAAUUUACAUAUUUCUUUGUGAUAUUUUCGAAUUGUAAUUCCGGUGGUCAUCCAAAUGAAAUUCAAUUAGCAAUUUUCGUGGUAUUUUCAAUUUGUCAGUUUCAUGUUGUGCACCGUUCAAUUGGUGGCAAUUGAAAAAAAAAAAACAAUUAAUAUUGAAAUUUAAUGUGUUCGAGUGUAUGUGUUCCAAUCUAUAGAGAUAUGUGUCAAUCAAUAUGAUGUGUAAAUUGCUGUUUUAAGAGAAAAAAAUAACACAGAGAGAAUAAUAUCAAUAUUAUUUAAUUUUACUCGAAUGCUGAAAACAGUACCGAAGUUUACUUUACAGGACAGCAGCCGAUAUAAAAAUAGCGAAAAUCAGAAGUGGCAUAUUCGACGGAUAAAUUCUUCUACCUAAAUUGAAAUUGCAGCUAGUCGGGCAACAUGCCGAGAAAAUUGUUGAAAUUUUUAAUUAUAUUUGAUAAUUCAUCGUUGCUAUUCUUUCCUGGCCAAUUUUUAGCGGGUCGCGUUUUGUUAGAACUACAAGACGAUACACCCGCACUUGGAUUACAUUUUCACGUUAUUGGCGAGGGUGUAGUUCGUUCGAGAUCGGCACGUCAAGAGCGAACUUAUGACAAAGAAAGCUAUAUCGAUUUUCGUAUGCGGUUGUUAGGCGAUCCAGACCAAGGGCCCUCAGUUCUAUCGCCUGGCAUACAUUCGUUUCCAUUUAAACUUGGUCUACCAUUGGGCUUACCAUCAACAUUUUUAGGUCGCUUUGGAUGGAUACAAUACUAUUGCAAAGCAGCUCUACGCGAACCAUCUGGAUUAAUUCAUAAAAAUCACCAAGUAUUUAUAGUUAUGAAUCCAAUCGAUUUGAAUUUGGAACAACCGGUUUUAGCCAAGCCAUUCAAAUGUGAAGUUGAACAUCGUGUCGGUGUAUCAUGUGUUGGCGGUGGUAUUAUAAAAUGCAGUGUAACAUUGGAUCGUGGUGGUUUUGUGCCCGGCGAAAGUAUAUUGGUGUCAGCAUAUGUGUCAAAUAAAAGUAAAAUUACUAUAAAAAGUACAAAAGCGGCGCUCACCGAAACGAUAGAGUAUUUAGCACGAGGGAAAAUUGUUCAAAUAGAAAGACGUGAAUUGGCAAUCAUAGCACGUGGUAAAAUUCGUGCGGGCAGUUCUGAUAAAUGGCAAAAUGAAAGCAUAUACGUUCCACCCCUACCGCCGACAAAUCUCGAGGGAUGCCAUUUAAUCGAUAUCAAAUAUGAUGUAUUCUUUAUAAUUGAACCGAAAUCGAUGGAAAAAGAAAUCAAAAUUCAAUUACCAAUAACGAUUGGAACAUAUCCAUUUAGGCACAAUAGUAGCGCAGACAUUUCAAAUACAUGGCCCGAGUCUAUCUUGAAACCUGAUACACAUUAUCCAUCCACGCUGCCAAUAUUCCGUCCAUUUGAAAACUAAUAAAUCGGACACUUUGUCAUUCAUUUUCAAAAGAAAUUGAAAUUUUUCAAUUAGGAAAUCAACAUAUAACGAAUUAUUCAACAAGAACAACAACAAUACUAGCAAAAAAGAGUCGUCGAAAUGCUUUUCUUGUAGAAAUCUAAAGAUUUUAAUCAUUUUGGCUGAAAAACGUGCCUCAUACACUUGUCACACUUAGCUUUUGCAAAGAAACAUACAAAAUGUUUAUUCUUUUUAUUGAUUAGUAUGUAAUAAUUGGCACAAUAAAAAAAAAACUAAUGUACAUAUAUAUAUGAUGUAUUUGAACUAUUCCAUAGAGCGAGUCAAUAAUAAAUUAAUGGAUACUUACAUUUUGCCAUAAGAAUGCAACAAUGUUGUUAAAAUGCUAAUAAAAUUUACAAAAGAAAUGCAAUAAAAAGAAAUCAAGUAUUUUAAA
Messenger RNA from Contarinia nasturtii (swede midge), 2154 nucleotides. It is a transcript of the gene Vdup1, whose product is annotated as arrestin domain-containing protein 17. Gene Ontology annotation, cellular component: cytoplasm. The transcript is spliced from 6 exons. The record is from RefSeq and is a predicted model, not a curated record. NCBI's taxonomy places the organism in Eukaryota, Metazoa, Arthropoda, Insecta, Diptera, Cecidomyiidae. The coding region runs from base 714 to 1721 and encodes 335 amino acids. Gene Ontology annotation, biological process: protein transport.